Lampris incognitus (smalleye Pacific opah) is the source of this 2637-nucleotide messenger RNA. It is a transcript of the gene gxylt2, whose product is annotated as glucoside xylosyltransferase 2. NCBI's taxonomy places the organism in Eukaryota, Metazoa, Chordata, Actinopteri, Lampriformes, Lampridae. Gene Ontology annotation, molecular function: UDP-xylosyltransferase activity. The transcript is spliced from 7 exons. The record is from RefSeq and is a predicted model, not a curated record. The coding region runs from base 109 to 1437 and encodes 442 amino acids. Gene Ontology annotation, biological process: protein O-linked glycosylation via N-acetylgalactosamine.
GCAACCGAGGAGUGGUUAAGAAAAUGUCAACUCGGGCUGCUCUUCGCAAGUCGCAGACAUGAGAGGAGAUUUGUUUUCCCCUUUGAACCGCCAGAACUCGGUCUCACAAUGCGAAUCCAUUGCAAAAUAGUUGCGAUCGCUUUGUGUGUCGGAGUUUUUCUACUUUUGUACUUUUUCGGGGGUAACGCUGCAGACGAUCCGCUCUUGAGAGAAGUUGAAGAAAAUAACUCCGAACCGUCGCAUGCAAAGCUUAGACACAACGUUGCAUCAAAGUUCGUUAAAAAAACCCACGACGAGCCUCGUAUCGGCGCGGAAGAAGCACUCAAGGAACUUAAAGAAGGGAAAAUUAUUAACAGGGGGGCCAAAGUGAAUGCAAAGAGUAGAAGAAGAAACAAUGCGGGCCGACCCGUGUCAAAACGUGGCCGUGCUGAGGAGAUUAUGCACCUGGCUGUGGUGGCCUGUGGGAACCGGCUGGACGAGACUCUCACCAUGGUCAAAUCAGCCAUCCUGUUCAGCAUCAAGAAGAUCAAGUUUCACAUUUUUGCUGAAGACCCCCUGGCCUCGCAGUUUGAGAAGGGGCUGAACCAGUGGCCCCGUGACAUCUCAGCCAAGUUCCAGUACAGGGUCUAUCCUAUCACCUUCUCUGUGGGGAACGCUGAGGAAUGGAAGAAGCUGUUCAAGCCCUGUGCUGCUCAGAGACUCUUCCUCCCGGUCAUCCUUAAGGAGGUGGACUCGUUGCUCUACGUAGACACUGACGUGCUGUUUCUCCGGCCAAUGGAUGACAUCUGGGCCUUCCUUAAGGCUUUCAACAGCACCCAGUUGGCAGCCAUGGCCCCAGAGCACGAGGUCCCCAAAAUUGGCUGGUACAGCCGCUUCGCGCGACACCCAUUUUACGGCGUCACGGGGGUCAAUUCUGGUGUCAUGCUGAUGAACCUCACGAGGAUCCGCAGCACAAUGUUCAAAAACAGUAUGAUCCCUGGUGGUUUGUCAUGGGAGGACCUCCUACAUCCUCUCUACCAGAAAUACAAAAACCACAUCACUUGGGGAGACCAGGACCUCCUCAACAUUAUCUUCCAUUACAACCCAGAGUGUCUCUUCACUUUUCCCUGCCAGUGGAACUAUAGACCGGAUCACUGUAUGUAUGGCAGUAACUGCAAAGAAGCCGAAGAAGAAGGGGUGUCCAUUCUUCAUGGGAACCGUGGAGUGUAUCAUGAUGACAAGCAGCCGGCAUUCAAAGUAGUCUACGAUGCAAUACAUGAUUUUUCCUUCGAGGACAACCUUUUCCAGUCACUGUUUUACCCCAUCCAGACCAAGUUCUUGGAAACAGUCAAUACCCUGUGUGGUCGGAUUCCCCAGGUUUUCCUCAAGCAGGUAGAGAAGACCAUGAGAACUGUAUACGAGGCUAAAGUUGUCCGGCAUGUGAAACCACACAAAUAAAGGAUGGACUAAUUAACGGAUGAUGGAGAAAGUAUAACCUCCUUGUUUUUCCAGCAUCACAGAAGACCUUCCUGUGGAUUAUGUGUCAUAUCAGGGCCUCCCAGAUCAUAAUGACUGUUUGCGGUGUAUUCUACACAUGAGUUUAACAGUGCUUCGGAUGGUAGUAUGUGAGCACUAUGAUUCUCAGGUGAUGGAGCUGGUGAUAGUCCUAUGUACACAGAUAUAUGCAUACAUUGCUGGUCAGUCAUGCUGUAGAGUAGGCUUGCCUCAUUGCCCUCCUACGUUGUGCACAAUCUGAUUAUGUGCAGUGGUUGAAUGAAUGACAAUGUCAGAAAGUAAGAGAAAAGAAAGCCUUACUAAAAAAAAAAAAAUAGAUUUUACACUCUCAUUUUCAAGGCUACUGUAAAUUUUAACCCCUGAACUCAAUUGAGAGCUGAAGCAAACUUUAGUUUUUCGGGCAGCUUAGUGGUGCAUGAAAAUAUGCACCUCAAAUGACUUUUCUCCUUCAUUUUCCUUGUGCGGUUUUAAAUUAUCCCCUCGGCCUUCAGAGAACAGUAUGACGUGUCCACCCGGGGCUUUGGAGAGCUUUACUACUUGAAGUAGUAGGUUAAUAAACCAAGCCUUGAAGAUCAUAUGAGUGUUUUACCGACAAAUUACUUGAAAUGUGUGCAUGUGGAAAUGGGAAAAUUUGAGAGUUCUCUGCCUGUUCUGCUAUUGCCAAAUGCCACUUACAGUAUUAAACCGGGCAAAACAGAGCAAGUAUGAAUACAGUUAGGAAACACCGAAUGUUAAAAUGCACUUUCUGACUAGUAUCAUGAUAAAACUAUGAAUGAGGACAGUAUGAUAAUUUGUACGCAAUAUGUCCAACUUAGAUGCUACACUGUCAAGUGAAUUAAAAACCAAAGGUGCUAGCAUUUAAAUAGCUGAUGUACUUAAAGUCAAUAUGUGCCAUAUAAAGAUGUAAGUUGUAAUGUUUACAGUUACAAGAAAAGAAAUAAUAAUGACAUAGACCUGUCUAUGAAAGGGUAUCUUUGUUUGCAAUAUGAUGUAUGGUAUGAUAUGAAAUCAUAGGCAAUAUGUUUGAAUAACAUAACCGUCAUUUCUGUGUAAUGGUAUACAUGUAUCUCAUUCGAACUGGAAACUGAAAAUAUCUGUACAGUUAACUAUAUUAGUGUUUCUGAAUAAAAAAAAUGCAUUUGG